AUGUCGAAGCGGGACAGACACAGGGGAGGUGGAGGAGCUCCACUUACCCCGGAGGAGCAGGAGGACCAGGAUAUCGAGGAUGCGGUGCAGAAGCGCCUGAAGACUGAAUUCAGCAAGCUCAAGGGGGCGGAGAAUAGGUGCAAGCGCGCUUUCACAGAGGCGGGUAUGAGAGUUUCAAGCCCCGGCUUGCUAAACCUCUAUUUUGAACAGAGUCAAAGUCUUCGAAAGUUUGAGCUUAAAGUUGAUUGUUCUGCGCAAGAAUUUAAGGCGUACAUUGAGAAAAGGAGAACACACAUUAGAAAGGUUACAUUCAGUAUGACCGAAAUGAUGGAAACACCAGACCCAAAUUCUCCAGCAGUAUCAGUGUUGCAAUUGCUUUGCUGUGAUUGGAGUGGGUAUUUCACCCUCUUUAGAGAAACCCCCGACUACUCACAGGAUCCUAAGAAGAGGUAUGAGAAAGGUGGUUUCCUGACAUUUGCUGGAAUGACAAAGAAGAUGCAGUUCCCAGAUAUUUUUGGACCCAUCACCGAGUUGCAGCAAUAUAAAGAAUCAUACACAGAUGUGACAAAGGUUGAAAUAUUCAAGGGCUUUCUUAAGAGAAUGACCUACGAAGUCAGAAAGCUCAAUGUUCUCAAUUGCCGAAGCUAUAAAAGUUACCUUGUUCCUUUGCUGAACCUGUUGAUGUUCAUCCUUGGGGAGUGCCCGCGCUUCCCUGAAAGUGAGGACUUUGUGGUUGAGAACUGUGAGUUGCCUCGUUCUCAUCUGAAAAUGGUGACCCCAAGGCUGAGUGAAUUGAUCCGUGAAUGGUCGAAAUUAUCAAAACUGGCGUUCAUGUUUUUUAUUGCUAUUAUCGAGUUCGACAUGGAGUUUAGGGAGAGUCGUGUUAGUUUUGACGAAGCUAGAAAGGAGAUGCACAGUCAAAUUGAUAUGAGGGGGGGUGAUCUAGUGCUGAAUUUUUGCGGAUCAGAUGGAAACUUCAACUUGAGAACCUUGUUGGGAGGUUAUCUUCGUCUGCUAAAAUGUGAAAAGGAGGACAUUAUUAGGAUCAUCAUGCGGACUAAGCAUCAAGUCACUAACAUUAUCCAUGAGCACAAACCAAAACUUGAAGAGCAAGACCUGACAAAGAUGACAGCAGCCAAGAGGAGUAUAGCAGAGCGCAGGAAAGCUGAAAACAAUGCUGAGUAUGCUCGCUGGGAGAGAAUCAGGGAUGAGGAUGGGCAGAAGGUUCUAGAUGUCCUAUUGAAUGAUUUGCCCAUCGUGUAGUUGCUGUAAAAUGCUUUAUAUGUUACCUAGCAAUUGCCAUGAAUGUUGUUGCCUGUCACUGAAGCUGGAGAGGAUGAGGAAGAGGCUGGGUCCGAGAAGUGUGAUGACCAGUGAUGUGAAGAUGACAGAAGUUGUUUUCUGGAGGUCAAAAUGUCCAGUUGAUGUUGUCUUGUGGCAAUGUGUUUUGGCCCUAGUCUUGAUUGAUGGGCGCUGAAGUUGUAUAUG
Molecule: messenger RNA, 1488 nt
Organism: Triticum dicoccoides
Lineage: Eukaryota; Viridiplantae; Streptophyta; Magnoliopsida; Poales; Poaceae
Exons: 4
Coding region: 1-1263 (420 amino acids)
Source: RefSeq, a predicted model, not a curated record